AAACCUCCACGUUACCUUCUUUUUCCUCUUCUUCAUCACUUCUUCUCUUUCUUAUCCCGACAGACGCGUCGUCGAGCACCUUAAUAAUCCUCCAAAAAGUCAAUUCGUGUCAUUUUGUCUUGCCUCCCAAGGAGUGCAACUGCGCAGAGUUUGGGGGCCGGCAUCAAAUUGAUUUUCGCCCACGCCCUGUUCCGGCCAGAUGGUCAUCCGCCCGUCUCCACGAAGCCUAACCGGCCCUCGAGGUCGUCUCAGCUUGACCAAUUCCUGUUCCCGCCCAUGCAUCCCUCGAUCCGCCAAAGCGACAUGGCGCUGCUAUAGUGAUGGUGCACAAUCGUCAGAGAGUCUCGUGGCCGCCCACAUUGCUGAGACGCCCUUCCCCGUGUCCUCAGCAUAUGGAAGUGCGGCCCGCGCAUCCACCUGCGUGCCUGUAGUGGCGGCACCUGCAGCAUCAGCUCCGCACCCUGUUAUGCAUGCUCGCCGCAUUUACUCCGCCGGGGUUCCCUGGGCCUUGAACCUCCGAGAUUUCAGAACUCCUACGUCUAAAACUACCCUUGGCCGUCGAAAUAUGUCUUCUACCCCGCGGCUACACACGCUGAACAAAAACAACAUCAACCAGUAUGUGGUGAACGCCAAGUAUGCGGUCCGAGGAGAGCUUCCUUCUCGCGCCGAAAAAUACCGCCAGCAGCUUGCCAAAGGAUAUCCUCCGACGCCUCCUGAGGAGAUGCUUCCCUUUCAUGAAGUCAUCUUUGCAAACAUUGGCAACCCUCAACACCUCGAUCAGAAGCCCAUUACCUUCUUCCGUCAAGUGCUGAGUCUGCUGGAACAUCCUGAACUGCUCAAGCAUGAGGAUGUCCUCGUCAACCAGCUUGGAUAUAAGAUUGAUGUCAUCGAUCGUGCUCGGUGGCUGCUGCACGAGGUGACGAGUGUCGGCGCAUACAGCCAGAGCGCUGGUGUCGGUAGAAUACGGGAGAGCAUUGCCAGGUUCAUCGAGAAGCGUGAUGGCUACCCAGCUGAUCCCCAGUCCAUAUACUUGUCCGCCGGUGCCUCGGCCGGUGUGAUGACGGUCCUUCAGGUCCUCUGCGCAAGCCCUAAGACCGGCGUCCUUGUCCCCAUCCCUCAGUACCCUCUCUAUACUGCUACUCUUGCGCUGCUCAACGCACAAUGUGUGCCCUAUUACCUCGAAGAGAGCCACGAGUGGGCAACCGACCACGACGCCAUUGGCAAGGCGCUCCAGGACGCCAAGGCACAGGGCACCGACGUACGCGCCAUUGUUGUCAUCAACCCGGGCAACCCUACGGGCCAAAGUCUCUCGGCGCACGACGUUGAAAGCGUGCUCGAGCUUGCCGCCGAGAACAACAUCGUCGUCAUCGCGGAUGAAGUAUACCAGACCAACGUCUUCCAGGGCGAGUUCCACUCGUUCAAGAAGACGCUGCGAGAGCUGCAGAAGAAGCAACCCGGCAAGUUUGACAAGGUCGAGCUUGUUUCCCUGCACAGUACAUCCAAGGGCAUGGUUGGCGAAUGCGGCCACCGUGGCGGCUACUUUGAGCUUAUCAACUUUGACCCGGAAGUGGUUGCUGAAGUUUACAAGCUUGUCAGCAUCAGCUUGUGCCCGCCCGUCGUUGGCCAAUGCCUGGUCGAGCUGAUGGUCAAUCCUCCCCAGGAGGGCGACCCCAGCUACCCGCUGUAUAAGAAGGAGUACGACGGCAUUUUCAACGGUCUCCAUGAGCGCGCGACCGCGCUGCACAAGGCUUUUACCGAAAUGGAAGGUGUCGAAUGCAACCCGCCUCAGGGCGCCAUGUACUUGUUCCCCACGAUCCAUCUCCCUCCCAAGGCAGUGGAGCAGGCGAAGAAGGAGGGCCGCGCACCCGACGAAUUCUAUGCGUUCCGUCUUCUCGACGCCACUGGAGUCUGCGUCAUCCCCGGCUCCGGCUUUGGCCAGAAACCAAACACGUUGCAUUUCCGAACCACUUUCCUUGCGCCCGGAACCGACUGGGUCAAUCGCAUCACCAAGUUCCAUAAGGAGUUUAUGGACGAAUUCAGAAGCUGAUCUCUUCUUCUACUUUCCCGUUCCAUGAACACUUUUCUUUUAUCUUCAUCGGUGUUGUGUAUCGUCUCUCACGUUGUACUUUUCUCUGACCACUAGGUCAUCCGCACGCUUCCUGCAUGGUAUAGCGUAGCCUUUUCUUUUUCUUUUUUUCUUUUUUUCUUUUAUAUUCUGUCUCCUUCUUUCAACUUUUUAUCACCGCCCUGGCGUUUUCGUGUGGUUUUGUGUAUAUCUCCUUUGAUUGGCUCUGGGUAGCUCGGCCCUUGAUGUAAAAUGUCAGUGUAUCGUACGGUCAUAUGGAUCACCAUCAUCUUUUUCUUUCUCUCUCUUUCUUUUCCUGCUAGUAUAGUCUAGUACAUCCAAUGCAAUUCGCGGUGUAUGGUAUGGUAGAUAGGACAUUUAUAAGUCAAUUAUAUAUUUCUUUUCUUAAUUUCUC
Messenger RNA from Xylona heveae TC161, 2480 nucleotides. Its product is annotated as alanine aminotransferas-like protein. Gene Ontology annotation, molecular function: pyridoxal phosphate binding; L-alanine:2-oxoglutarate transaminase activity. The record is from RefSeq and is a predicted model, not a curated record. The transcript is spliced from 4 exons. Gene Ontology annotation, biological process: biosynthetic process. NCBI's taxonomy places the organism in Eukaryota, Fungi, Ascomycota, Xylonomycetes, Xylonales, Xylonaceae. The coding region runs from base 200 to 2047 and encodes 615 amino acids.